CUACUUCAAUAGCGAUCAACAGCUCAAUAGCUAAGUGCACUGUAACUCGAAAUGGAUAACAAAAAUCUCAUUGAAUUGCUUCUAAUAGACUAUCGAUGGAUUGUUGUGCUGUUUUUCUUGCUACCGGCUUCAUUUCUAUACAAUUUGUUCUAUAGUGUCCGGAGCAAAAUCAUUUUUCGUUUGCAUUCAGCACCAAAAAAUCACGACCAAAAAGUGACAAAAAUUCAGAAACAAGUACGAGAAUGGAAAAAAUCCGGAAGCAAUGCCAAAAUGUGCACAGCCCGUCCUGGAUGGCAAACUAUGAGCUUCCGAAAGCCAAUGUACAAAAAAUCGUCUUAUCAGAUCAAUUGUAAUCUUGUUGAUGUAUUAGAAGUUGACACAAACCGGAAAAUUGUUCGCGUUGAGCCACUAGUGAGCAUGGGACAACUCUCGGAAACACUAGCUGCUCUUGGGUGGACAAUUCCAAUAGUGCCUGAGCUGGAUGAUUUAACUGUCGGUGGACUAGUAAUGGGAACCGGUGUGGAAUCAAGCUCGCAUAUUUUUGGACUAUUUCAACACAUAUGUAUCUCCUAUGAAUUAGUAUUGGCAGAUGGGAGCCUUGUCAAUUGCUCAGAAAGAGAAAAUAGUGACCUCUUUUAUGCUAUACCUUGGUCUUAUGGUACACUAGGACUUCUUACGGCUGUAGAAAUCAAAAUAAUUCCCGCUACAAAAUACAUUCGGCUACACUAUGAACCAGUGAUUGGACUUCAAAAUAUUGUUGAUAGAUUUGAGCAGGCAUCUCGUGAUACAAAAAAGAACCAUUAUGUGGAAGGAUUGCUGUAUACGUUGAACGAAGCCGUGAUCAUGACUGGCGAGAUGGUUGCAGAUAGCGAAAUUGAAUGGAGCAAAGUUAACGACAUCGGAAAAUGGUACAAGCCAUGGUUUUUUGCCCAUGUACGGGGAAUCCUUAAAAAGCGAGAAAAAACUUAUGAGUAUAUGCCUCUGAGGGAAUAUUACCACAGGCACUCUAGAGCUCUUUUCUGGGAAAUACAGGAUAUUGUUCCGUUUGGAAACAACAGCAUUUUCCGCUAUCUUUUCGGUUGGUUAUUACCUGUCAAAGUUUCUCUUCUAAAACUUACGCAAACUGAAACGGUCAAAAGGCUUUAUGAAAACAAUCACAUAAUUCAGGAUCUACUGGUUCCUACAAGUACUAUGAAAAAAUGUUGUGAGGAGUUCGACCGUUUGGUAAACGUGUAUCCUAUUUGGCUGUGUCCUUUCCUGUUACCCAGCAACUCUGGAAUGUUGAAGCCAAGCAAGGGAAUGGAGAAAGAUUUGUACGUUGACAUUGGAGUAUACGGUGUGCCGAAAGAUCGCCACUUUGAUCCCGUGAAAACAACGCGAGCCAUCGAGGAUCUGGUCGAAAAAUGCAAAGGCUUUCAGAUGUUGUAUGCAGAUACCUACAGAACAGAGGAAGAAUUUCGGCGUAUGUUCGAUCAUACUUUAUACGAUAAGAUGCGUCGAAAAUACCGCUGUGAGGCUGCUUUCCCAGAGGUUUACGGCAAAGUAAACAAAAAUGUUCGGGAUUAAAACAAACAGAACAUAUUAUUGAAUUGCGAUAUCCUGAUAAUAUCAUUUAUUUUUCAGUUUUCGCAUUUUUCUAUCGUAUCUAAAAAUAUAAGUGUCCUCUUUUGCUUCUUAAAACUACGAGCUAUCUCUUUCAAUGCUUAUUCAAUAUUUGAUAAAUUUAAACUAGGCAGCUUCUAACAAAAGUGAAGCAAAAUGAAUAAAUUUUAUUUUCGUUUUGUAUGAAUUGACAACUUAUGUGCCUAAGCCAUUCUAAAGUGGUACAUGGAUUUCCAUCUGUCUGUUAGUUGCACGGUUGCAAAUAUGUGUAGAUUAUGGUAAAAUGUCUUUCGGUGUGUGGAACGAUUUUGAACAGUUUAAUCAUUUCAUAAAUAGCUUAAAAGAUUUGUAGGCAUAUUUUAAUCAAAGGGGCAAAUAAAUGUUGACACGGUAAACUAGAAACUUGAUCUAAGAGUUUCUUUUUGCCUUUUCAACCUUUUUGUCCCAAGGUCCAAAGUCCUCCGCAAAUAACUAAAACAAACAAUUCGUCAAGCAUAAUUAUACCGCUUAUACAACAAUAUUUCUACUAGAUUUCGAUAAUAGAAAUAUCCAUGGUUAAAUAACUUUAAAAUUUAAUAUGCUGAUUUUAGCAUCAAGAGUCACCAUGGAACAGAGAGGGUUGAUUGUUCGGCUCACAAAAACGCUAACAGAUAUUUUCAAAAUAUCACAUUCACUGCAUGUUUCUUUACGAAAUAUCCUUUUUAUACCUCUUCUGAUUAUUUGAUUUUGAUACUUAUUUUUUGUCAUCCCGGCCAAAAGAAACAUGAUAAAAGGGCGUAAUUUCGAACAAUUGCUGUUCUUGUUGAAUCACAUUUUUGUAGUCUAAUGAAUUUUCUUGUCAGGACUAAAUAAAUUUUUGUUUUGUUAGCGCCGAUAACGGUUUGAAACACUAUCUGGUAAGAAAUGUUACCCUUGUGCCGAAUUUUUUGCUUGCGACUGUCUAUCUGGUCUAACUUCUGACUGAUAUUUCUCACUGAGGCUGUAUAGACGCACAACUCUGAUCUUAUUUUUCACGCGCUUUUGCAACAUUUUUUUUUUGUUUCUGACGGUCAAUUUGUCUUAAAUAAGAUGUUUGAUUGCUUAAUUAUUUUGAAAUAUGACAAAUUAUUUUAUUUAAUAUGCAAGGCAAUCUAAAAUUUAUCUAAACAGUUCUCUGAGUAUAU
Molecule: messenger RNA, 2765 nt
Organism: Sabethes cyaneus
Lineage: Eukaryota; Metazoa; Arthropoda; Insecta; Diptera; Culicidae
Product: delta(24)-sterol reductase-like
Exons: 5
Coding region: 52-1566 (504 amino acids)
Biological process (GO): steroid metabolic process
Cellular component (GO): cytoplasm; membrane
Molecular function (GO): Delta24(24-1) sterol reductase activity; FAD binding
Source: RefSeq, a predicted model, not a curated record